UUCCAAAAAAGUAGUUGUAGACUCGUAGUACAAAAGAAAAAAACCCCAUGGGAUUCAUUACCGAAUCAAACCUUCCUACUCUCAAUCAAAUCAAAAAGUCUUGUUCCUGUUAACAUCUACGCCAUCAUUAUCAUUAUCAUCAUCAUCAUCAUCAUCCCUCUCUCUUUCUUGUUUUCGUAAUCAUACCCCAAAACAAAAUAUCUAUCAAUUAUUAUUCCCAAUUUUGCUCUUAAUAAUGAUUCCCACGAUGCCAAUAAUUCUAAUCUUGAUGUUAUUUGCGACGCAAAUACAGUCAGUGCAAUUCGAAGUAUUAUCGGGUCACACAAAAUGCAUAGCAGAAGACAUAAAGAGUCAUUCCAUGACUGUUGGCAAGUACCAUAUUGUCAAUCCCAAUGAUGGCCAUCCUUUACCUGACUCUCACAAAGUUACCGUCAGGGUGACAUCUACAUACGGGAAUACCUAUCACUAUUCGGACAAUGUUCCUGAGGGGCAUUUUGCUUUUGAGACUACGGAAGCUGGAGAUUAUAUGGCUUGCUUCUAUGCUGCUGACCAUAAGCCCCCUAUUACUCUGACUCUCGAUUUUGAUUGGAAGUCUGGUGUAGCUGCUAAGGACUGGACCAGUGUAGCUAAGAAAGGUUCUGUUGAACUAAUGGAAUUAGAAUUGAAGAAGAUGUACGAACAUGUUCAAAGCAUCCAUGAUGAGAUGUUUUAUCUCCGCGAAAGGGAGGAAGAAAUGCAAGAACUUAACAGAUCAACCAACUCCAAAAUGGCUUGGAUGACUGGCCUGUCAAUCUUUAUAUGCUUAUCUGUGGCAGGGUUGCAGUUGUGGCAUUUGAAAACCUUUUUCGAAAAGAAGAAGCUAAUUUAAUGUUAUUCUGAUACUGUUACUAGUCUUAUGUUUGGGUAGAAUUCUUUAUAGACAACACAAAUGAAGAGGGAAAGUUAUAUUUUAUGUACAAUGUGAUAGAAUUUUAUUUCAAAUGGAAAUGUUACUCUCAGUUUCAGAUC
Nicotiana attenuata is the source of this 1008-nucleotide messenger RNA. RefSeq names its product transmembrane emp24 domain-containing protein p24delta9-like. The transcript is spliced from 4 exons. The record is from RefSeq and is a predicted model, not a curated record. NCBI's taxonomy places the organism in Eukaryota, Viridiplantae, Streptophyta, Magnoliopsida, Solanales, Solanaceae. Gene Ontology annotation, cellular component: endoplasmic reticulum-Golgi intermediate compartment; endoplasmic reticulum; Golgi apparatus. Gene Ontology annotation, biological process: intracellular protein transport; endoplasmic reticulum to Golgi vesicle-mediated transport; Golgi organization. The coding region runs from base 236 to 868 and encodes 210 amino acids.